AUGACAUGUUCCAAAAUUAAUGGAACAGUAGUGAAAAACUGUGACGAAGUUUAUACUUCUUACACCCUGAUCAAUGCGUCAAACCCGUCGACAGUGUUUGUGGAUGAAUUGGGUUCUUUAAAAAUGGUGACAUGGGUCGGCAAAUGGGUCGAGUUCUAUUCGGUCCCUGGAGACCAAUGUAAUUACGGCCGGUGUGGUGCUAAUGGUUACUGUGACUCGAACAACGGGCAAGAUUUCGAGUGUACGUGCCUUCCUGGAUAUAAGCCCAGGUCGGCAGAGGAGUGGAACCUGCGGGAUGCAUCGGGCGGGUGCAUCAAGAAGCGCGAGGAACUUUCCAUGUGUGGAAUUGGAGAAGGGUUUGUUAAGGUUGUGAAUACAAAGAUUCCAUAUACGUCGAAGGCACGUGUCUGGAUGAGCCUGAGUGUGCAUGAGUGCAAGGAUGAGUGCUUUAGAAACUGUUCUUGCCUGGCUUACAUGAGUCAAGCAGGAGGAGGAGUGAGGGCAACCUGCAUCACUUGGUAUGAAAAUUUGAUGGAUGCGAGAAGGUAUAUGAGAAGGUUCCCAGACGGGAGACUAGACUUGUAUGUACAAGUUGAUGCGGUUGAAUUAGAUCAACGUAUGCAAUCUAGGAGACUAAAGCGAAAGAAGGUGGCUGUUGUGGUGACAUCAGUUGUCUUAACAUCACUCCUAUUUAUCAUCUUAGUUUGUUGGUUGGUGAUGAAGAAGCGAAGAAGAGGGGUAGACAUUCAUGAUAGUAACGAAGAAAACGUAGAACUGCUCAUCUUUGAUAUGGUCACCCUUGCAGGAGCAACUAACAACUUUUCGAAUACAAACAAAAUUGGAAAAGGUGGUUUCGGCUCUGUUUACAAGGGGCAUUUGGCAACUGGAAAAGACGUAGCCGUCAAGCGGCUUUCAAGGGACUCCAAACAAGGUCUUAAGGAAUUCAAAAACGAGAUUAUUUUGAUUGCCAAACUUCAACACCGUAAUCUAGUUAGGCUUUUGGGAUGCUGCAUCCUCGGAGAAGAAAAAAUGCUAGUUUACGAGUACAUGCCUAAUGGAAGCUUGGAUUCCUUCAUUUUUGAAAUAACACGAAGCAAAUUACUCACAUGGAGUAAGCGUCUGGCUAUCAUUAUUGGGAUUGCUAGGGGGAUUCUUUAUCUUCAUCAAGAUUCGAGAUUGAGAGUCAUUCAUAGGGAUCUUAAAGCUAGCAAUGUGCUACUUGAUAGUGAGAUGAAUCCCAAAAUUUCAGAUUUUGGCUUGGCUAGGGCUUUUGGAGGUGAUCAAUCAUCCGCAGAAACCAAAAGGGUGGUCGGAACUUAGUAUGUGAUCUAAGUCAUGUUCCUUGUUUUAUGCAUAUUAACUUUUAGAACUAAUUUUUUAUUCCUCUUUAUAAUGUCAUGCAGUGGUUACAUGGCUCCAGAAUAUGCAAUCGAUGGCCUAUUUUCAACAAAAUCAGAUAUUUUUAGCUUUGGAGUCAUAGUUUUGGAGAUAAUGAGUGGCAAAAGGAAUAGAAAAUUCCAUCACACAGACCAUGAUCUAAACCUUCUUGGACAUGUAAGUUCAUA
Molecule: messenger RNA, 1565 nt
Organism: Rhododendron vialii
Lineage: Eukaryota; Viridiplantae; Streptophyta; Magnoliopsida; Ericales; Ericaceae
Product: G-type lectin S-receptor-like serine/threonine-protein kinase RKS1
Exons: 5
Coding region: 1-1320 (439 amino acids)
Biological process (GO): recognition of pollen; protein phosphorylation
Molecular function (GO): ATP binding; protein kinase activity
Source: RefSeq, a predicted model, not a curated record